UCAGUUGAAGCAUGUCAAACACUACAAGUCGUUUCUCUUCGGAAAUUGGUCUGAAUAGAGAUUGAGGGGGAGACUGAGAAUGGCUACGUCAUCAUCUUCAACCGAGUUGGUCACAGAGCGAAGAGGAAUACCCGGAGCUCAGUUCGUUGAAGAUGUGCAGACCUAUCUCACUCAAACUGGUUUCGACUGUAACUCUGCCCUCGCUUUUCUCCAAGAAAGGCUUCAGCAAUACAAAAUGGUUGAAAUGAAACUUCAAGCUCAACAGAGGGAACUUUUGGCAAAGAUUCCUGACAUUGAGAAGUGCUUAGAUGUUGUUGCCACUUUGCAAGCUAAGAAGGGUACCGGUGAGGCACUUAUUACUGAUUUUGAGAUAUCUGAAGGGAUAUAUUCACAAGCUAGCAUCGAGGAUACUGAUUCAGUAUGUUUAUGGCUGGGAGCAAAUGUCAUGCUGGAGUAUUCAAGUGAUGAGGCUUCUGCUCUUCUGCGAAAGAAUUUAGAUAAUGCCAAAGCCAGUUUAGAAGUUCUUCUUGCUGAUCUACAGUUCUUGAGAGAUCAAGUAACAAUUACCCAGGUAACAAUUGCUCGGGUGUACAACUGGGACGUUCAUCAGCGCAGACUCCGACAAGCUUCCCCUUCUGCCCAGGACUCCUGAGUCGAAUGGUUACUACCACCCUGUUGGCAGUACGGUUCAACUCAAAGUCUCUCCACACCAUAUUGAUCAUCUUUUUAAUUGGUGGGAACAGUAACUCUUCAAAAUUUGCUCGCUAAGUUCCGUAUACCAUCUGUUGUGGUGGUAGAAUAUAUUAUGUCAUUAUAGGACCGGUUUUGAUAUAUGAUGGAAUAUGUUCAGCUUGUUCUUUAGCGCGUGCGAUUUGCUUUUUAUGGCAAUGUACGUUUCUGUCGUGUAACCAGCUAGAUUUGAUGCUCCAGUUGUCUUGAUGAAAUUUUCUCCUUCAUUUAUCCUGAUCAAUAUUAGUUGUGGUUUAAGAUGA
Messenger RNA from Argentina anserina (silverweed cinquefoil), 992 nucleotides. Its product is annotated as prefoldin subunit 3. The transcript has 6 exons. Bases 80 to 652 code for a protein of 190 amino acids. The record is from RefSeq and is a predicted model, not a curated record. Gene Ontology annotation, cellular component: prefoldin complex; cytoplasm. Lineage: Eukaryota; Viridiplantae; Streptophyta; Magnoliopsida; Rosales; Rosaceae. Gene Ontology annotation, biological process: protein folding; tubulin complex assembly; microtubule-based process. Gene Ontology annotation, molecular function: tubulin binding.